Microthlaspi erraticum is the source of this 561-nucleotide messenger RNA. NCBI's taxonomy places the organism in Eukaryota, Viridiplantae, Streptophyta, Magnoliopsida, Brassicales, Brassicaceae. The record is from the annotation of a GenBank genome assembly.
AUGGAUACUACUAAUGUUGCUGCUAAACUACCUAUUGCCACAAUCGUCCGUGAAUCUCCGAGCCUCCUUCGUACAUGGUGGAUGAACAAGAAUCUACAAUACGACGUUGCCAUGAGCAGCUGCAUCAUAAUAAUCAACAUCGUAGCGAUCCUGCACAUGAGAACCCACAAUAUUCCGUUUACUUCCAACGAUGAUCUAUCUGUUUUGAUGAUGAUGUUCGUUAUGUUCUACAUCUCCAGCGGCAUAGGUAGUUGCAUCUCGUGGAUUGUGGCAAUCGAGCAUGACGAAGCAUUGGAACCAGCUUUAUUCAUUGGACGCUUUUGUCACACCAUGGGCUUCGGUAUUUUCUUCAUACUCCUCUAUUGUAUUUCUCCACACUUGGCUCUACGCUUCGGGGUUCCUGGUUUGAUAUGGUUUGUAGCUGCCUUGGUUGCACCGUGUUGUCCCUCUAUAUGGAGAUGUCUAUGCCAGACAGUGCAAGAACUACGAGAUUGGUGGAAGUAUGUGAAUCAACCAAGAAUGGUUAGGAACUACGAGAUUGUUCAUGCUAAGAACGGUUAA